UUGAUAUGUUUCAUGUGUACGUGGAGUGCUUCACAAUAUCGUAAGUGCUGAAGUGAGCUAGAUUCUUGAAUUAUUGUUCCUGAAUGGGAAACUGAAGAUGGGAACUAAAAACACUGAUGUGUAAACAACAGAGAGUUGGUCCUGCAGAAUUUGAACUUUUCCAAUAUGCCUGAUACCAUUAAUUUGCUUGCUAACAAGGAACAGAAUUGCAAUAAGUAGAUGUUUAAGAGAAAUUAAUAAGAUGGAUAGAAAGCCUUAUGUCUCAUGAAGGAGAUCAGGUUUGAGAUUUAGCCCUCUGCACAUAGCAUUAUAUACAAUACUGUAGUUCAGUGAGAGAUGAAGAGAGGUGAAGAUGAUGAUGAUGACGUGUGGAAUGCAUCAGCAGUUAUUCUGGAUAUUGACUCAGGUUCAUGGUCCGAUCGCUCCCCUCUUCAUGAUGCUGCCUGCCAAGGACGACUGCUGGCCCUCAAGACCCUGAUUGCUCAGGGCCACAGUGUGAAUGUGCUGACAGUAGACCACAUUAGUCCUCUUCAUGAAGCGUGCGUAGGGAACCAUGUUGCCUGUGCCAGAGCCCUGAUAGAUGCUGGAGCCAACGUUAAUGUGACAACUAUUGAUGGUGUGACUCCAUUGUUCAAUGCCUGCUCAGUUGGCAGUCUUCGCUGUCUCGAGCUUCUCUUGCAAAGUGAUGCUAGAUCACAGGCCCUGGCUUUGUGCCAGCCUUCCCCAAUCCAUGAGACAGUCAGCAGAGGCUACAGCAAUUUAGUGGAGGCAUUGGUCGAGUGGGGUGUGGAUGUAGAUUAUGAAAUUCCUCACAUGGGCACCCCUCUCUACACUGCUUGUCAAUGUAAGGAGUUCAUCUGUGCCCGCAAGCUGCUUGACGGAGGUGCAAAUGUGCAAAGAGGCUCAAAUAUGGAAACUCCUCUUCAUGCAGCUGCCCAGAAAGACUGUGUAAGCAUAUUAAAGCUACUGCUGGAAUAUGGGGCAGAUAUAAAUGCACGCAACCUGGAGUAUAAACGGCCCGUAGAGGUUGCUCCUCCAGGGAGUUUAACAGAGGGCUUCCUGUUGAUUUAUGAAGCUACUCCCCGUACUUUGUGUCAGCUGUGCCGUCAGCAAAUCAGAGAGAAUUUGGGUCCUUCCCGACUGCAUUGCAUACCACAUUUGCCCCUCCCAAAAGCUAUGAAGGAUUUUUUACAGUAUAGAUAAUGUCUUUACCCUCACUAGCUGUCUAGCUGAAUAAUUUUUAACCAUAAAUGCUGACAUUUAUUCCUUGCAAUAAUUUUUUUGGGUGGUCUAAUUUUUAUUUAAAGAAUAUAUUGUCAGUUUUGCUGUGGGACUUAUGUGGCAUGUUGCAUGUUGUAAUAUUUUCAGAGUAUAAUAAUAAAAACAUUAAAUGCAAAUGUACAUAUUUAACAUAUUAUGCACAGAGACGAAAUCAGUUAUUUAAUUUACUGAAAAGUAUUGCAUAAUAACUGUUAGCAAUUUAACAAAAAUUAUACACCAUUUAUUGUCUUAAAAGCUUUGGAGUGUUUUGAAGCUUAGAUGUAGGCCUACAUAUUGUUGAAAUUAUGAUGAACAUAACAUUUAGCAAGUAGCAAUAAAAGAUUAAUUAUAACGUAAUCAUUAUUCUGUGUUUUGUUUAUAGACACCAAACAACACAUCCUUAAACAACAUUAAAAAAAAACAAAGCAAGUAAUGGCUAAACCAAUUUACAAAAUUGCACAAAAUUUUAUGCACAAUGAAUCCAAAAUAAUUUCAAGUAGCCUA
Molecule: messenger RNA, 1764 nt
Organism: Paramisgurnus dabryanus
Lineage: Eukaryota; Metazoa; Chordata; Actinopteri; Cypriniformes; Cobitidae
Gene: asb5a
Product: ankyrin repeat and SOCS box containing 5a
Biological process (GO): protein ubiquitination; intracellular signal transduction; positive regulation of protein catabolic process
Molecular function (GO): protein binding
Source: RefSeq, a predicted model, not a curated record